AUGGAGUACGUCACAGAGACUUCUGUGGCACAGCAUGGACAACAGGCUGAUCCUCACCAUCCUAUUUGUGACCUGGCUGUCUGUGGGCACCUAUGGUCAAACUGCAGCACCAACCACAGCUGCACCAACUACUGCAGCACCAACCACAGCUGCACCAACCACAGCUGCACCAACCACAGCAGCACCAACCACAGCAGCACCAACCACAGCUGCACCAACUACUGCUGCACCAACAACAGCUGCACCAACUACUGCUGCACCAACCACAGCAGCGCCAACCACAGCUGCACCAACCACAGCUGCACCAACUACUGCUGCACCAACAACAGCUGCACCAACCACAGCAGCGCCAACCACAGUUGCACCAACUACCGCAGCACCAACAACAGCAGCAGCAACUACUGCAGCACCAACUACAGCAGCAACAAUGACUACAGCAGCAGCAAUGACUACUACAGCAGCAGCAACAACUACCGCAGCAGGAGCAACUACCGUAGCAGCAACUACUGCAGCAGCAACAAUGACUACAGCAGCAACAAUGACUACAGCAGCAGCAAUGACUACAGCAGCAACAAUGACUACAGCAGCAACAAUGACUACAGCAGCAGCAAUGACUACUACAGCAGCAGCAACAACUACCGCAGCAGGAGCAACUACCGUAGCAGCAACUACUGCAGCAGCAACAAUGACUACAGCAGCAACAAUGACUACAGCAGCAGCAAUGACUACAGCAGCAACAAUGACUACAGCAGCAGCAAUGACUACAGCAGCAACAAUGACUACAGCAGCAGCAGCAACUACCGCAGCAGGAACUACCGCAGCAGCAACUACCGCAGCAGCAACUACCGCAGCAGGAACUACCGUAGCAGGAACUACCGCAGCAGGAACUACAGCAGCAGCCCCACUGAUGACCAACACCACAGUGGAAGCUCUUGGGACACCUAUUUCUAGGGCAGGGUGUGGGACCCGACAGCUCUGUGCAUCCGAGCCUUCCACUUGUGACCCUUCCUCAACAAAUUGUUUCUUUCUUGCCGCCAAGCAAACGAGUGGUCAAAACUUUGAGUUUGGGCUUGCAGGACAGUCAAGCGG
This is a messenger RNA of Epinephelus moara (kelp grouper), 1089 nucleotides long. RefSeq lists its product as uncharacterized. Lineage: Eukaryota; Metazoa; Chordata; Actinopteri; Perciformes; Serranidae. Bases 1 to 951 code for a protein of 316 amino acids. The record is from RefSeq and is a predicted model, not a curated record. The transcript is spliced from 3 exons.